AUGACUGAACAUGAUGAUCAAACGGCGUUACACCGCUCUGAUGCCGUCAGUCCUAAACCCAACAUCGAAAUAAACACCAAUUAUCUCAUUUCGAAGGACAGCACAAAACAUCUCGAUGGUAUUGAGACAACAGAAAAAUUACUUGCCGUUGAACUUCAAUUUAUCAAGAGUCUACCAGGCCAAUGGGUCAUGCACCUCAAGAUACUGGAGAAAAAUACGACACUAAAUCCCAAAAUUUCAGAGACAGCAGCUUUCAAAAUCACUGAGAGCGAUAACAGCAAGCAGUCUUAUAAUCUUCUUCCUAACAGCCCUUCCAUUAACAAAUCAUCCCCGAAUACUGUGGAUUUCCAAUUAGACUGGCUUGAGAAAAGCAGGCUAUGUUUAGCAAUCCUGUUCAGAAGCUCUCAUUCGCCCACUUUCGAGUUUUCAUUCUCGAGAAUUGGAAAGUCGGUAGACUUCGCGAACGCACCUAUUUCCAGUGUGGACCGUUUGGCUCCAUCAGAACCUACUUCAGAUGAAACCCCAUUUUCGUGGGCACUGGCACACAAAUGGUUCGAUGCUUUUGUCAGUUCGGAUGAUGAAACAUUGUUAUCCUGGGCUGCUCGCAAUCGAAAUUUGGAUGUGAUGAAGCAUCUGAAAACCCAUGCGACAGACCGGUUUGAAAGCCUUCUUGAACAUCGAGACGAACGUGGACGGACGCCAAUCUCACUGGCGGCAGGAACUGGUAGAAGAGACAUUGUUAAAUUUCUUUUCAAAGCUGGUGCCAACUUAUUUUCAGAAGAUGAUGAGAACCUCACCCCCUUGUCAUGGGCGGCUUCUCGGCAAUUUUAUAUAUCAAAUCUUGAGCUAUUUCUGUUCAUUUUUGACAUUUGGAAGAGAUCGGAUAACCCUCCGAAAUGGUGGGAAUUGAAGCAUCUCUGCCAGGCGGCAAGAUUCGGUUGGAUCACUCCAGCCGAUACAUUCUUUAGUUCUUUGAAAGAAGGCAACAGCAUUAUCAACGAAGGCCACAGCAAUUUCCGCAAUGUCGAUGAUGUUUUACCGAUUGAAGCAGCUCCAUUAGAAAGCGAAAGAAUAUACCACGAAAAAACAACUCUCUGCAUUGCAGCUGAACAUGGGCAUAGCGACAUUGUUCAGAUGCUUUUGCGGUCUGACGCGAAUGUAAACUUCACGACGCAAACGUUCAAGUUAACGCCCCUCAUGCUCGCAAUUACUGGCGUAGCAGACGAGUAUGCCAAAGCAAGAGUGGUUGACCUUUUGUUGACAGGGGGAGCCGUGAUUUCCGAAAAGAACUCCAAAGGGCAAACAGCAGAAGACCUGGCGAUUAACAAAAGGCUACCAAGUGUGGUAACCAGGCUCCAAUGGAGAAGCAAAGAUGGCCCAGCCGCUGAAAGCGCUGACCAACUUGACCAAGCUGUGGACGCUCUGUUCUUAGCCACAGUGACUACGUUCAAAUCGGAAGGCGAUAGUUUGAAGGGUUUUGUUUCGGAGAGACAUGAUGUCAGCCAGCUGCUACUGAAUCAGGAGUAUGAAUCCACGGAAGAAGAGGAGAAACAGGAAGCCGUCUCCAAAUGGAUCCAUCUCCCAGCUAACAACAUGCGAUGGGUUGAAGUUCUUAUAUCACAACUGUACAAGGACAAGACACAGACAUACAACAUCUUGAAGCCGGAGCGGUGGGUACGACGGCAACAUCAUCGUGGCCUCGAUACUUCGAAUGCGACUUCGGUAAAGCCUGGAAUUCAUCACGCUCGAUUUAUGAGACCAUUAUGCCAGGCUUUCCGCAGUUCCAAGGACGAAGCGCCAAGCAAAAAGAAGUCUCCGUGCAAAGAACAAAAUGCUUUUGAUACGAAUUUGGUUCUUUUUAUGCCGUAUCUCCACUGGGACAUCACGAAACGACACACUCAAAGGGAAGACGUUAUGAAACAGACCACUCGUAGUACAAACCCUAUCAAAGGAUGGAAUAAAGACCAGAGUUUCUUAAAUUCUUAUCUGUUCUAUAAGGAAGACUCCCAGAAUAAAUCAGCAACAGGUUUAGAUCUAGAGCGGCACUUCAUGCAUCAACCACAUGUAAGAAGGACACUGGAUCAGUACUACUACCAUGAGUUAGACAACACCAGAGAGAGGGAUCGGGACCAGGUUCUGUCUCGGGCAGCCUGCCAGAGAGAUCUGCUUCCAGAAUCGAAGGUUUUGGCUGUGGUCGACCAGCUGUGGCUAUGGAUUCUUACAGGGAAAAGCGGCAAACCAACAACGAUAGUCACAUGCUUCCCUGACAAAGAGCCAAAUUCUAAGAACGAAGGUAACGGGAAUGGAGCAACUGACAGUGAUGACGACCUUGACCCUUAUGGCGAUACGACUAUACUAAGGCAAGUCCAUUCGCACAUGCUCGAUUAUCCUCAAACCUAUUUGGACACAGAAGGCCAGGAUGAGCGACUUCGGUUCAAAGAAAUGUACGAAAUGGCAAUUGGAGACGUGAUGCAACAAGAGACAGAACUUUUCGAUGAGUUUACCGCCGUCAUGGAGGUAACCAAGAAAGAGCAAAAGACGAAACAGUCGUUGAAAACCCAAUUGAAUGCCCUAUCAGAAGUUCAAACACCAGAGAAAGCCCGACCGCAAGAUACCAAACAGUUCCAAGUUAAUCUUACCAAGAGAUUUGAGGCCGUGCUUAAGGACCUCAACGACAACUCGGCCAAUCAGCUCAUUGACUUCCUUGUUCAUUCAAGCGGCGAACGAAUCACACAAGAAAAAGUCGAAAAUCUUUUUAAGAUUGCGCAAUUGCGAGUUCUAGACAUUACGAAGGAGGUUCAGCUAUUGCACCAGAUCAAGGACGUUCAGGAUGAGCUACGUAUCAUGUCCAUGAUAUUUCGAGAUCAAAAGGUUGUCAUCCACGAAAUGGAGGAUAUAAUCCAGUCAAUUCCCUCGAAAGGCGCAACAGAAGAUCCAUCUGAAUCAAAAUGGAGGAAGCCAACCGAAACCAUUGCAAGAGAGCUCUCAGAGGAGGACAAGACUCCGGAUCGCGCGCGAGAGAAGACACCUAUUCAAAACGUUGAUGGUAAUACUGGCGUGACAAAAACGUCGACUAAUGAAGAAGAGGACAAUGUUCGUGUUGGAAACGAUGAAUUGUUUUCGCUGGCUAACGGAGUAAAGUCGCUCGUGCCAGAAGUCACUCGCAACCACAUUAGACAUGAUGCGUUUUUCACAUCUAUGGCGCCCAAAACAGGUCCAAGUACAAGUCUUGAUAAAAAGCAACGCUCUGCGCCUUCGCCACGUGCAAUCGUUCAACUCAGUAUCGAUGAGAUCGAAGACAUGAUCGAAGGGGCUAACAAUGUGUACAAUGCUCUAAACUUACUCAUUGACUUGAAACAGAAGCAGAGUAAUGUUAUGGAUGCCAGAUAUGCCAGGGUCCAAGCAGAACAGAGCGUCAAACAAGGCAAGACAAUUAUGGUUUUCACGAUCGUCACGAUUGUUUUCUUACCUCUGUCGUUCAUGGCAGCCUUUUUCGCGAUUGAUAUCCACCAGUUCAAGAGGGCCAGUGACGGCAAACUCAGCAUAGGCUAUGUCUCUGAGAUUAUGUUUCCUGUCUCUGCUUUCAUUAUCGCAUUUCUGAUCUACAUUGCUUUUGAGAUUGACAGUUUCGAAUCGUGGUGGACAAAGUGGACUGGCAAGCUACCAGUCGUGAAGAAAAGAAAGGUGGGCGAUGUGGAAAACCCGCCUUCUGGCAAUGACAACCGCCGAGAUUGA
Messenger RNA from Fusarium pseudograminearum CS3096, 3735 nucleotides. RefSeq lists its product as uncharacterized. Gene Ontology annotation, molecular function: protein binding. Lineage: Eukaryota; Fungi; Ascomycota; Sordariomycetes; Hypocreales; Nectriaceae. The transcript is spliced from 10 exons. The record is from RefSeq and is a predicted model, not a curated record. Bases 1 to 3735 code for a protein of 1244 amino acids.